ACAACUUCACACAUCUGGAUUGGGAACACGUUUCCGGAUGCAUCUGCCCGUCUUGUGUCCGAACUGAUCGACACACGCGUUUGGAGGCGUGUUUCAGAACUUUUAAAUGAGGCCUUCAAGCACUUUUUUCAAGUUUACCUCAAAAUUUUAAACUCACAUCACCAAGAGUACCUACAUCGAAGAGAGCUAGGACUUCUACACAAGGUGCUCGAGAAGGCGAGGAUAGGACUUUUGAUGAGCACCGAUUUCGGUUGA
Messenger RNA from Ilex paraguariensis (yerba mate), 255 nucleotides. NCBI's taxonomy places the organism in Eukaryota, Viridiplantae, Streptophyta, Magnoliopsida, Aquifoliales, Aquifoliaceae. The record is from the annotation of a GenBank genome assembly.